CACCCCCAAAGGCCACUCAUCUGUGCUCUGUUCCUGGUCAUCCUGCCCCCUGCCUGUUUCUGUGGCCCCUUCUGCUGCUGCUGCCCGACAUCCCACCCCUCGGCUUCUCCUCGCCCCAGGAGCUUCAUGACUGUCACCUACACCAACCGGGUGGCAAACGUCCACCUGGGCACCUUCUCCAGGCUCCUGCUUCAGUGGAGAGGCAGCAUCUACAAGCUUCUCUACUGCGAAUUCUCCAUCUUCAUUCUCUGCUACUUCACUAUCAGCAUGAUUUACAGACUGAUCCUCAGUGACAGCCAGAGGCUGCUCUUUGAGAAGCUGGCCCUGUACUGUGAUAAGUAUGCCCAGCUCAUCCCUGUAUCCUUUGUGCUGGGUUUCUACGUGACCCUUGUUGUAUCCCGUUGGUGGAGUCAAUACCAGAGCAUCCCCUGGCCUGACCGGCUCAUGAACCUGGUCUCAGCCAACGUGGAAGGCGAGGAUGAGCAAGGCCGGCUGCUCCGCCGCACCCUGAUGCGCUACGCCCACCUGUGCACCGUCCUCAUCCUGCGCUCUGUCAGCACCGCGGUCUACAAGCGCUUCCCCAGCACCCAACACCUGGUGCAGGCUGGCCUCAUGACCCCUGAGGAGCACAAGAGAUUUGAGAGCCUCAACUCUCCCCACAACAAAUUCUGGGUUCCGUGUGUGUGGUUUGCCAACCUGGCUGCCAAAGCCCGAAGGGAGGGCCAGAUCAGGGACAGCGUUGUUCUCCAGGGGAUUCUGAACGAACUGAACACCUUACGCUCCGAGUGCGGUGCCCUCUACGGCUAUGACUGGAUCAGUGUGCCUCUGGUCUACACACAGGUGGUCACCGUCGCCGUCUAUAGCUUCUUUCUGGCCUGUCUGAUAGGGCGGCAGUUUCUGGAUCCAGCCAAGUCCUACCCAGGCCACGAGCUAGACCUUUUCAUACCUGUCUUCACUCUUCUCCAGUUCUUCUUCUAUGCUGGCUGGUUAAAGGUGGCUGAGCAGCUCAUUAACCCCUUUGGAGAGGACGACGAUGACUUUGAGGCCAACUGGCUGAUUGAUCGGAACUUACAGGUAUCUCUUCUGGCUGUGGAUGACAUGCACCAAGACCUGCCCGUCCUGGAAAAGGACAUGUACUGGAACGACCCAGACCCCCAGCCGCCCUAUACGGCCGCGGCUGCCGAGUCCAGGCGGGCCUCCUUCCUGGGCUCCACCUUCGACAUCAGCAUGCAGAAGGAAGAGAUGGAAUUUCAGCCCCUGGAGCAAAUUAAAGAGAAUGAAGAAGCCAGCCACUCCACUCCACUGAUGGGCCCCUUCAGCCGUCUCCUGGGGGUGCAGCCACCCGGCUUCACCAGGUCUGCCUCCAGAAUGAACCUGCUGCGGAGGAGGGAUUACCCAUACCAGGAUGUGGGCAAGCCCAGAAGUGCCUGGACCUCAAUGGGCGAUUCCUCUGCACAGGCUGGUUCCAGCUUGAGGGAACAGUGGGAGAGUGAAGAUUCUAAGCUUUGGGAGCUGGACGCCUUCAUAUCCACCCCCUUCUACGAGAGGCCCGGCUUCUACAGUGCCCCCCAGACGCCCAUCAGCUCCUUCCCUCUGGUUUUCCCCCUGAGGCGUCCACCAGGCAGAAGAGGCGCUGCUCUCUCCAGCAUCCAGACCGCCUCAUCCUUCACCAAGGACAAUCGUGCCAAUUUCUGCCCAUCGCAGGCCAGCGACAUGGAUGCGAGCCAAAACUCUGUGACUUCCAGCAUGAGGGAAGGUUUCAUCUGGCCUACAGAGAGAGGCAAAACUCCCGAUGCCUCCUUGGUGGCCACCCUGGAGGACCACCUGCCCAGGAAAAACGAGGAACUUAGUGCCCCAGGGACCCCCGAGGCCCAGACCACAGCUUUAGAGAGCCCCAACGUCCUCUUUCAGGCUGCAUCUCCUGACGUGGAGAAGACGGACAACUUUAGGAGACCCAGAAGCCCCUGGCAGCCCUGGCUGGCCCUGGAGAACACAUCUCUGCUCUGUUCAGAGUCACUCCCUGCAGCAGUGGGCAGCCCCAGUGACGACCCUUCCCUGCCCAGCUCCAUCCCUCAGGCACCUCCAUUGUUCCCUCAAGUCAGGCACAACAAAGCUGCUAUGCCCGGCUCGGAUGACAAUGGACCCAGCACCCUUGGCCAGGUCUCCAUGGAAACGCCUGGGCCUCCAAAAGAUAUGGGGACUGCUGAGUACUGUUCAGGAGGACAGUUAGCCGCCACCUCCCCAGCAGCCUGUCCUGUCAAGCUUCUCCCUUCUUACGGCAGUCAGCUGUUUCUUUCAAACACAAAAGACUCAAAAUAUCCUGAACCCUCAAGCUCUCAGCCCACAUGCUAAAAGAAAAAAGAAGAAACAAAGCGAUGUGGUCCAGAGUGGUG
This is a messenger RNA of Phascolarctos cinereus (koala), 2393 nucleotides long. It is a transcript of the gene BEST1, whose product is annotated as bestrophin 1. Gene Ontology annotation, molecular function: chloride channel activity. The record is from RefSeq and is a predicted model, not a curated record. Lineage: Eukaryota; Metazoa; Chordata; Mammalia; Diprotodontia; Phascolarctidae.